UACCUCUAUUCCACCGCGGACACAGAUGAAGGUGGUGGUGAAUUAACUGGGGGAGGGAUAGAAUCCGGACAAUUAGUAAAUUUGUCUACCCGCAACAGACCUCUAAUAGAAAAGGACGUUUGUAUUUUCAGUACUUUUCUUAUAACGAUACAGGCCUAGCCAUUGUCGGGGGAAAGUAAAAGAGGACGGGUGACGUCGUACAAAAAGAAGACUGAGCUGAAAAAAAUCUUCUGGCUGGCUUGCUAACAAAGAAAGCCUUUUCUAAAAAGCAAGACCUUUUCUCAAAAGGAGUAAUCCUCACUAUUCUCUUUAGUUAUGAGUCAUGUGGUCGUCGACAAUUCACACGGUCUAGAUCAGCAGCUUGCUGUCCUAGACUUGAACUCCGCAGACGGACAGGGUGGAGGCACUGGCAGGCGUUACAUUCCUCCUCACUUGAGAAACAAAGAUGCCGCUAAAAAUGCAGGAAAUGCUUAUUCCUCUGGUAGACAGAGCGGUUAUUCAGUGGCACCAGUACCGAGCUACUCACCCGGAUGGGACGGCGGACGCAGUAACGGCUUUGUGAAUGGUUACCACGAUGGUCGUAUGAAUGGGGAUAGAAACAGUUUUGGGCGUGGACCCCCUCGCAAUGACAGAGGUGGGAGAGGUGGCUACCGUGGCAACAGAGGAGGUGGAAGUUUCAGUCAGCCAAUUCAUAACACAGGAUAUGGCUUUGAGAAUAAAGACGGAGGUUGGAAUUCUGGGGCCAACAGUGCCUACAAUAGCUUUGGUGGACGCCCAGACAGAGGAAAGUCUGCCUUUUUCAAUGACAGAGGAGCUGGUUCUAGAGGAAGGUUUGAGCGCGGAGGCUUUGGAGGAGGAGGAGGAGGCGGUGGAAACAGUCGCUGGGUAGAAGACUCCCGAGAUGAAGAGGAUUGGUCCAAGCCCACCUCCCCCAACGAGCGCUUGGAGCGUGAGCUGUUCUCUGGAAGCAACACAGGGAUUAACUUUGAGAAGUAUGAUGACAUUCCUGUGGAGGCAACCGGCACCAACUGUCCUCCCCACAUCGAGAGUUUUCAUGAUGUUGAAAUGGGUGAGAUCAUCAUGGGCAACAUAGGGCUGAGUCGCUACACCCGUCCUACCCCUGUGCAGAAGUACGCUAUUCCCAUUAUCAAGGCCAAGAGAGACCUGAUGGCCUGUGCUCAGACUGGUUCUGGCAAGACUGCAGCGUUCUUGCUUCCAGUGCUGAGUCAGAUCUACACAGAUGGGCCAGGGGAGGCCCUACAGGCAGCCAAAGUCAGUGGCCAGGACAAUGGAAAAUAUGGACGCCGUAAGCAGUAUCCCAUCUCUUUGGUCCUGGCUCCAACCAGAGAACUUGCUCUUCAGAUCUAUGAUGAAGCAAGAAAGUUUGCGUACCGCUCCAGAGUACGCCCUUGUGUGGUGUAUGGAGGGGCUGACAUUGGCCAGCAGAUCCGUGACCUGGAGAGAGGCUGUCACCUGUUGGUGGCCACACCCGGUCGUCUGGUGGACAUGAUGGAAAGGGGCAAAAUUGGCCUUGAUUACUGCAAUUACCUGGUCCUGGAUGAAGCAGACAGAAUGUUGGACAUGGGCUUUGAGCCACAAAUCAGGCGUAUUGUGGAGCAGGACACAAUGCCUGCUAAAGGCAUGCGGCAGACCAUGAUGUUUAGUGCCACUUUCCCGAAAGAGAUCCAGAUCCUGGCCCGUGACUUCUUGGAAGAGUACAUCUUUCUUGCUGUGGGUCGUGUAGGCUCCACCUCAGAGAACAUCACCCAGAAAGUGGUGUGGGUGGAGGAGAGUGACAAGCGGUCUUUCCUUUUGGAUCUGCUCAAUGCUACAGGUAAGGAUUCUCUCACUUUGGUGUUUGUGGAGACCAAGAAGGGUGCCGAUGCUCUUGAAGACUUCUUAUACCGUGAAGGCUAUGCGUGCACCAGUAUCCAUGGUGACCGUUCCCAGAGGGAUCGUGAGGAGGCACUACACCAGUUCCGCUCAGGCCGUUGCCCCAUCAUGGUUGCCACAGCUGUGGCUGCUCGAGGACUUGACAUCUGCAAUGUGAAACAUGUCAUCAACUUUGAUCUGCCCAGCGACAUUGAAGAGUACGUCCAUCGCAUUGGCCGUACUGGACGUGUUGGAAAUCUUGGUUUGGCAACCUCUUUCUACAAUGAUAAGAACAGCAACAUAACCAAGGAUUUGCUGGAUAUCCUGGUGGAAGCCAAACAAGAGGUUCCUUCCUGGCUGGAGAGUCUGGCCUAUGAGCACCAACACAAAAGUAGUAACCGUGGGCGGUCCAAGAGGUUCUCUGGUGGUUUUGGAGCCAGAGAUUACCGCCAGAUGGCAGGUGGUAAUACCUUUGGUGCCCGAGGCGCUCGCAACACAGGGGGCCAUGGUGGAAACAGAGGCUUUGGGGGUAACAAGGGUGGUUUUGGAAACUUCGGCAACGAUGGGUAUGGUGGAAACUAUGGAAACUAUGGUGGAAACUACACCCAGGUGGACUGGUGGGGAAACUAGAUGUACAAGUGCAGUGGGUCAUCAUGCCAAACUAGCUGAAUGGAAACCACAUGUUAGCAUAGCCAGACUCUACCCCUUGUGUAGCUUCAAGAUCUUCAAGCAGUACAUUACAUGCUGUUAUUCUCUGCUCGCAUUCUGAAAGGGAGAUCAGAGAGAUGGAGAAUGACCAGCAGGACAACCGGAGCGUCACUCCUGGGAUAGCAACCAACGUGGACGCCCAGACACACGUUUGAUAUAGAAUCUCGGACUUGAGUUUUCAACUGCACUUUCUUUGUUAGGAAAAAAAAAAAAAAAAAAGAAGAUCACUCGUAUGUUAAUGUACUGUGCCUUUAAAUUUAGACAGGAUUUUUUUUGUUUUGUCAUUUUACGAAAUGAACUCAGCCAAGAGCUCAAUUUCUUUUUGUUGUAAAAGGCAUAAGAAAGCUUGUACUUAAUCAAACCUUGGCAAACACUGGGAUGAUGUGGCUUGAACAAGUCACAGUUCCAUUUGAACCACAAAUUGUCACAGGGAUCUCAUGUAGCCUAACAAACAGGCUAGUGCACAAACAGCUCAUGAAGCCACCCCUGAGGAGUUUGGUUUUAAGGGUGGAAUCUUUGUGUGGCAACUGUGUUGUAUGAAACAGAGUUCGAUCAACUUAUUUCUUUUGCUCACUCUAUCCUGGAUAGCCACCUAUUUAGGGAUGCAGUAGUCUUCAAAAAAAAAGGCCAUUCCAGUUGUGAUCUUCAUGACAAAAGUGAAAAAAAAAAACACUUGGUGUUAACACACUCUUGUGUUUUUAAAAUAUGCAGUGCUGGAACUUGUUACUCCACUUCCUUCAAUUGACUUGACAGUGUUAUGGCAGCUAGUAAGUAUCACAUGCUAGCCACAUGAAGUGGGCAGCAUUUUUUGUUGAUUUCUUUUUACUUGAAACAUUUUGGGGAAGCAGGGGUGAUUAAAAAACUGUAAAGUUUUUUGAUUAAAUGUUUCUUUACAAAUGUUCUCGAAGACAAAAAAUGCCUGCCAUGUUGAAAGUGAAGUUCAAAAUGGCUACAAAAAAAAAAAGGACCAGACAACCGGUGCGGCCCUGUGUUUCUACAGGGCCGCCUCGGUCUUAAACGCAUGCUAGUGUUUUGUUUUUUGGUCAAGGAGAAAAGACAAAUGAAUUCUGUCGCAGGCUUUACUUUAUCACAAACGUUUUCUCUUUUCAAGCUGCGUUGGAGACAUGGCUCCUUAUUUCAUAGACAGAAGCAGUACGAGACGGCUAAGGGUUCAUUUCGAGGCAGAAACAGAGCUUCACUGGGUGUGUAUGUGUGUUAGGUUGGGCUUGGCGCUGGUGCAGUGUAGUGGGCCACCAUUUUAGUUUGCUUUGGGCUUCACUGCGCUUCGGCGGUGGACAUCACAGUGUGGUGGCCAAAGAUUGGGUUUUCCCCCUCCUUAAGGUACAUAAAUGCUGUCAACUCCUCCUGGAGUUCAUCUGCUUCGACGCGUAUUAAAGCUCUGGCCAAAGAGCCAGGUUUCUUGCUUCCUUUUUAAAGGAAGGAAGCAACAGAGAGGAGGAGGAAAAAAAAGGCAUUUAAGUGCAAUAGAUUUUCUUCUCAAGUGAGUUGUGCCUUGACAUUUUUUUAAAUUGAUGAAUUCAAGCGGAUGCACUGACAGUAUUGAGAACUUAAGACGAAUGGUGCUACUUAAGUUAGGUCUAGGCCCUCGUAUGUUGUGCCCAUCAAGUUUUACAAAGUUAUUUUAUUGCACAUCUAGAGUUUUAUAUAAAAUGUCUUGAGUGCGUGUCCUCAAGCUUCAAAAUAUUGUGUGUGGAUAUAGAGAAAUGCAGCUUGUUUACAAAAGGGGAAGGGUUAUCAAUAUUUAAACCAGGAUUUAUUUGGGACCAGGGGGACCAGCAGUGGGGAAUUUAGCUAUUUGCACACAGAUUUCUAGAUUCUACUUUUGCUGCUAGUUUUGUGUAAUUUAUUAAGCAUUUUUUGAGAAAUAUUUAUUUUUAUAAGCCUCAAAGUGAUUCUUUGAAAGUUUCAAGAAACUUGACCAAAAGACAGUUCAAAAACACUGGCACUUGAUUGUUGAAUGUCACCUGUAUGCGUGAAAUUUAUAUAUUUCGGGGUAGUGUGAGCUUUUUAAUUUUUCAGACAUAUUGGACUCAGUCAGUAUCCACAGCUGUUUAAGGCCUUGAGGCCAUACAAUUCUAUGGGAUAACUAAUUGUCACUCAAAAUUCAAAUUGGGAAAAAGAACAUGCCAAGGUUUGGAAUAAAGUGAUCAAAAGAGCUAACAAUUUCCUCAAUGUAUCUGUGCAAAAGUGUCCAGAUUCUCCAAAACGAGAGCAUUGUUUUCUUACUUUUUAAUUGGUUUUUGUUUUUGUUUCAGUCAAUGUCUGGCACAUGGUGACCUUAAACAUGUGGUUAUUCUCUAUUGUUGCAUUUGCAUAUAUGGCAGCUCUGCUGUUUGACCUCUCAGGAACAUUUAGCAAAUGAUGGCAUUAGCAAUAAGUCUUACUGUGCAGUUUCAACACUGAUCAUGAUCCGUAGAUAUGGUGGAAAGCUAGACUUGCUACAUGUCCUGAGGGGAAUCCAGAGCUCUUUAGAUUUAGUAUUUGCUUUAUGUAGUAGUCUAGAAGCUCUGCACCGCAUGAGAAGACUCGGCUGUGCAUUUAUUGUAUGAUUUUACCAAAAUAAAAGUUUGAAAUGCAAAUACUUUAAGCAUGUUUUCUAAACUGUUCAAUGUAGCAAAUGGGGGAAAAUGUUGUAGCAACUGUUCAUAGUGUUGCUGAAUUAUAUUGGAGUUGUUUGAAAUUCAAUUGGCCUCACUUCGUUAACAAAAUAGAAAGUUCAUUUUAAACUGAACA
Messenger RNA from Chanos chanos (milkfish), 5334 nucleotides. RefSeq names its product DEAD-box helicase 3 X-linked a (gene ddx3xa). Gene Ontology annotation, molecular function: ATP binding; RNA helicase activity; nucleic acid binding. NCBI's taxonomy places the organism in Eukaryota, Metazoa, Chordata, Actinopteri, Gonorynchiformes, Chanidae. The transcript is spliced from 19 exons. The coding region runs from base 316 to 2502 and encodes 728 amino acids. The record is from RefSeq and is a predicted model, not a curated record.